AUGAGCACCAAACUGGUACUCUUCCUGUGCCUGGCGCUCUUCGGAGCCAUGGCCAUGGCCAUUCCCCUAGAGGAGAAUCUUGGGCAGAACUCCGAGGUGGAGAACAGCCAGGAGCUGAACAGCGUCGAGGAGAACGACGCCGAGGCGGAUCCAUCGACGUGGCGCAAGCUCUUCGGCAGCGAAGGCAGUGCGGGUAACCUGGUCGUCACCUUCCCCCAGACCACCACUACCACCACCAAGAAGCCCAAGACGACCAAGCGGCCAUACUACCCGUACCCACCCAAGUACCCGCACUACCCGCCUUAUCCUCACUACUCACCGUACCCGGCUCCACCGUACCCCUACCCCGGCUACUACCCACCUCCCCCACCACCGUAUCCAUAUCCAUAUCCCGGACAUGGUGGACAUGGUGGACAUGGCGGACACGGCGGACACGAUGGCGGACACGGAGGACAUCAUCACCACACGACGACCACCACCACAACGACCACCACCAAGAAGCCCAACCACCCACACUAUCCACCACCACCACCCUACUACCCGCCGUUCCCAUACUACCCACCCCCACCACCACCACCACCACUGCCACCACCGAACAACGAUUCCGGUGAAUCCAUCGAGACUCCCACCAAGAUCUGCAAGAAGUUCCUCGGCAUUGGACUCGUCUGCACGUAG
Messenger RNA from Drosophila mauritiana, 675 nucleotides. RefSeq names its product formin-like protein 20. NCBI's taxonomy places the organism in Eukaryota, Metazoa, Arthropoda, Insecta, Diptera, Drosophilidae. The transcript has a single exon. The record is from RefSeq and is a predicted model, not a curated record. The coding region runs from base 1 to 675 and encodes 224 amino acids.